Molecule: messenger RNA, 1018 nt
Organism: Punica granatum (pomegranate)
Lineage: Eukaryota; Viridiplantae; Streptophyta; Magnoliopsida; Myrtales; Lythraceae
Source: RefSeq, a predicted model, not a curated record
AAGGGUACUCUGUCUCUUUCUCCUCUACUCCUCAUCUGAUGAUUACAAAUACAUCUCCUCGUUAAUUUAUUUCCCCCAACAUCCACAAAUCAUUGCUCCCCAGAUCCUGUCUCCAACAUUGUUAUAUGUUCUGAGCAGAGAGACAGAAUAAGAAGAAGAAGAAGAAGACCAAAGGGGCUAGAUCUCUCUGUUUCUUGAUUCUUGUUGUUGCAGUUAAAACUGCAUUUGAGCUCUGCUGACUUCACCGUCAAUGGCGUCCAAGCUGCUCCUCAUCACAGUCUUCGUGUUAGAUCUCAUUGCCUUCUCUCUUGCGGUUGCUGCUGAGCAGAGGAGAAGCACUGCAAAGGUUGUGCAAGACCAGGAGAAAGACUACAAUUACUGUCAAUAUGACUCGGAUAUAGCAACCGGGUAUGGAGUCGGGGCCUUUCUGUUCCUCUUGCUCACCCAAAUCAUCGUGAUGGUUGCGACCAAAUGCUUCUGCUGCGGCAAGCCACUCAGCCCCAGCGGAUCCCGAGCUUGGGGUGUCAUCCUCUUCAUCACCUGCUGGGUCGUCUUCUUUAUUGCGGAGGCAUGUCUGCUGGCAGGGUCAGUGAGGAACGCCUACCACACCAAGUACCGCGCAGUGUUCUCGGCGAACCCACCAUCAUGUCAGACACUAAGGAAGGGCGUGUUCGGGGCAGGGGCAGCCUUCAUCUUCUUCACCACCAUAGUCUCCGAGUUCUACUACGUUUGCUACUCCAAGGCGCUUGACAGCAUCGCCCCUUAUGGCCCCGGCAGCAGAGAAGCUGCGGUUGGCUUAGGAACCUACAAGUGAUUGCAUUGAUCGGCUCUCUUGAUUGAAACCAAUUGACGAUUGCAUCUGAUAUUGCUUCCCAUUUGCCAGUUGAUGAUGUUAGUACUAGCGGCGUCCUAUACCGUUAUGCACUGCAUCGUGUACUUGCCACAUUUUUUGUUGGAUCUGUCACUUCCGUGUAUGUCAGAAAUAAAUAGGGGGUUGAUUUGAAAGAGUUCCUUAAAA